AUGGUCCACUGUCAGAACCCACAGGCCAACGCCGCGACCCGCCCGCACUCGGUGCUAUUCGUCGACGUCUGGACGCAAAACUAUCAAAAGUACUCCACCAAACCCGGUUUUCAGGCGUUCUGGGUGUCUCAGAAGCCGAGAGGCGUUCGCUGGGAGGCCGCUCCCGGUCGCACAGUGCUGGACGACUGCGUCAGUGCCUGUCAGGACAGGAAGGGCGUCAAACUCGUGCUGGUGGGAGUGGAUGGCUGUGAGUGUGGCAUCACCACAUCGGCCGGCUACCGACCGGCCAUGGCCUGGGACGCCCGGCCGCCAGCCAGCGCCGCGCGCGGCUUCCUGCUCGUGCAGAUGAGCAAGGCGUCCACAGGGUACGUGGAGCCCGUGUUCGAGUGGAUCACGAAGAGAAACAACACCCACAAGAAGGAGAACGAGGUUAAAGAAGCGCCCACCUGGAUCAGAGUGACUGUGGCGCACUCGAACCGGAAGAGCCUGCGGCGGCUCUCACACCUCAGUAAGGAGGAGCGACUCUCACAGAACCUGGAGCGGACCGUGGGCACGAGAGGCAGCCGCGGCCUGAGCCAGCAGCGCGAGCACAGCACCAUCGAGCAGCGCUCCACCACGCUGCACGGCCACCACGAGCGAGCCACCAAUCAUACAGAAGUCACCUAG
Messenger RNA from Amphibalanus amphitrite, 666 nucleotides. RefSeq lists its product as uncharacterized. The transcript is spliced from 6 exons. The record is from RefSeq and is a predicted model, not a curated record. Lineage: Eukaryota; Metazoa; Arthropoda; Thecostraca; Balanomorpha; Balanidae. Bases 1 to 666 code for a protein of 221 amino acids.